ACGGGCUAGAUCGUUCGUAUACUAGUUUCCUGAGCAUCAAAGAAGCAUACGGUCACGCGGUGAAGUGUAUACGUUAUUCAAACCUGUCGAUUCCAUUGUAUCCACGUUACGUCGUAUUCGUUCCACGGUUUUGUCGCAUUGCGUGUCAGUUUACGAAUGAAAUAUGGGAGCUACUUCGAACGCAACAUACUUAGGGCUUGAUCUCAGCACACAGCAGUUGAAAGCGGUAGUCGUCGAUAACAAUCUCGCCGUUCUCCAUGAAACCAGUGUACAAUUCGACAAUGAUCUGCCGGAGUUUAGAACGUACGGAGGUGUCAUUCAGAGAAAAACAGAGCCACACGUGGUGGUGGCUCCCACAUUGAUGUGGGUUAAGGCUCUGGACAUGAUCCUUGAUAAAUUACGCGUGUGUGGCGUCGAUUUUAGCAAGGUGGCUGCUAUUUCCGGAUGCGCACAGCAACAUGGCACAGUUUACUGGGGCAAGGGCAGUCGAAAUCAUUUGCAGCAGUUGGAUCCUGCGAAAUUCUUGCACGAACAGCUGGUCACCACUUUUUCGGUGACACCGUCACCUGUGUGGAUGGAUUCCAGCACCACCAAAGAGUGUAACAUUUUAGAAGAGAUUGUGGGUGGUCCGGAAAAAUUGGCGGAGAUAACGGGUUCUCGGGCGUACGAAAGAUUCUCUGGACCUCAGAUAGCGAAAAUAGCACGCACUAGACCGGAAGCCUACGGCAACACUGAGAGAAUCUCCUUAGUUAGCAAUUUUCUCGCUUCCUUAUUUUUGGGCGACUUCGCGCCAAUCGAUUGGUCCGAUGGCUCUGGAAUGAACUUAUUAAAUAUUCAUACGAAAGACUGGGACGACGUUCUAUUGGAGGCUUGUAGUCCUGGUUUGCGAGAAAAACUCGGGAAACCAGUUUCCUCGUACAACGAUAUCGGUCCAAUUUCGCCCUAUUUCGUCGAAAGAUUCGGCUUCGACGAAACAUGCAGGAUAAUUACGUUCACGGGCGACAAUUCUGGUUCUCUAAUAGGAAUGAGAUUGAAGGAAGGUGACAUAGCUUGCAGCUUAGGGACAAGCGACACUUUAUUUUUAUGGUUGGACAAACCGAAAACUGCUCUCGAAGGACAUAUUUUCUGCAACCCUAUCGAUGAUAAAUCUUACAUGGCUUUGCUUUGCUUCAAGAAUGGAUCUCUGACUCGCGAAAGAAUACGCGAUAGUGCGGCACAGAGUUCUUGGCAGAUCUUCAACGAGCUGCUGGAAAGUACUCCACGGGGUAAUUUUGGAAAUUUAGGUUUAUAUUUUGACGCACAAGAAAUUUUGCCGUAUGUCAUCGGAGAUCAUCGUUUCAAUAAGGCGAACGACGAAAUAUCGCGCUACAGCUCGAAAGAGGUAGAAGUAAGAGCUCUGAUUGAGGGUCAAUUCGUUGCAAAAAGAGCUCACGCUGAAGAUUUUGGUUUCGUUAUUGGACAAAAUACGCGUAUUAUUGCAACGGGUGGUGCAUCUACAAACAAAGCCAUACUACAAGUACUUUCUGACGUUUUUAAUUCACCGGUAUACAUUUCGGAAGUAGCAAAUUCGGCAAUGAUGGGUGCAGCCUAUCAGGCAAAGCACGCUUUAUUGCGAAACGAAAGCAGCUUUGACGAAAUAACACGUUGCUUGCCAGAACCGACACUUGUAUGUCGUCCUUAUGAUGAUGCAGAAUCAAUAUACAAAUCGAUGGUUGCACGUUAUCGAAAAAUCGUAGAGCAAAUUAAAAAUAAAACAAGUACAAAGUGAAGUAUGUAAAUAUUAUACAUACACAAUG
Habropoda laboriosa is the source of this 1796-nucleotide messenger RNA. RefSeq names its product xylulose kinase. Gene Ontology annotation, biological process: xylulose metabolic process; D-xylose metabolic process. Lineage: Eukaryota; Metazoa; Arthropoda; Insecta; Hymenoptera; Apidae. Gene Ontology annotation, cellular component: cytosol. Gene Ontology annotation, molecular function: D-xylulokinase activity. The coding region runs from base 164 to 1768 and encodes 534 amino acids. The transcript is spliced from 12 exons. The record is from RefSeq and is a predicted model, not a curated record.